AUGCGCAGAGCCGAUCACCUUAUCGAUCUGUCAACCCUUGAUGUGAUGGCUAUUCGCAUACAGAUUCUACGGAACCAAAGCGCGCAGCCCCCCCUCCCGACUCCCUCCUCAUCCCGCUUCCCUCCUCCCCGCGAGCCCUCCUCAUUGUCUACAUUGAACGCUGUACAGUGUACUGUGUAUGUACUAGUACAUGCAGUUACAAAGCCAGUGGCUCACGACGCGGGCGUGUACGCUCGUCUUCAUUUCCGCACAUCCAUAAACGUGAUCUACUAA
Danaus chrysippus (African queen) is the source of this 273-nucleotide messenger RNA. NCBI's taxonomy places the organism in Eukaryota, Metazoa, Arthropoda, Insecta, Lepidoptera, Nymphalidae. The record is from the annotation of a GenBank genome assembly.